UGUCGAUUAACACAUGUUCAUUUAUCAAAACAACUAUCCAUCCAAUCCAAUGAUCAAAAACUCAAAUAUUUCAAAUUCUAUUUUUGCAAAAACAAAUAAUUACUUCUCCAUUUAAAAUUUUAGGAAGAUUGCUUGAAUUCACGCAAUGAACGGUGUAAUCUUGGCAGGCCUAGGACUGGCCGUUGUUGGUUUCGGGGCCCGAUACGCCCUACGUCAAUUGCCCAACGCUACGAAAACGUUCAACGAAGCCAUGAAAAAUUUACCCAAAUUCGAAGAGUCUGCUGCGAAUGCUAAAUAUUACAAGGGAGGAUUCGAUCAGAAAAUGAAUAGGCGAGAGGCUGCAUUGAUUUUAGGAGUCAGCCCAUCUGCAAACAAAACAAAAGUAAAGGACGCCUUCAAAAAAGUAAUGUCCGUUAACCAUCCAGACAGAGGCGGUUCACCCUAUUUGGCAUCUAAAAUCAAUGAGGCCAAAGAUUUCCUGGAAAAACACUCUCGGUAAAUCAGAAUUGUAUAAAUUAUAUUUAGCAAAUGUACAAAAAAUAUAAAUAAUAGAUGUGUGUAAAGUGUGUAUAUUGAACUGACUAGAGUGUAGAAUAUAAAAUAUUCAAUUUUGUUCCUGAGUUUAUUCUUUGCCGUGUUUUAUUCUUAAUUUUUGGAUAGUCCUGUUGGAGAGACUACCGGAAAGUGUAAAAAUAUCCUAGAAAACAAUAUAAGAUUAUCAUUAGGUAGAUAUACCGGGUGACAAUGAAACUACUACCCAUGGCAGCAUUUCUUAACGGCUCGAGAUAGAAAUAUGCAACUCGGUUUGUUGAUAGGGUUGAAAAUUGUGAACAAUUUUAAUAUAAAAACAAUUAUGUCUUUUCCGGUUAUGCCGGAAAUGGCAGUUUUUACGUAAAAUACAAACAAAUAGGAAUUACGAUAUAUUUUUGAGCCACUCUAUUCAAAAACUAUCAAUUUUUGACAUAGGGUAUGUUGGACAAAAGCUAUUUAGAAUUGUUCAGAGAAUCCAAAAAAUAUAUAUAUAUACAGGGUGUCCCAUUUAAAAUAACAAAGUCAAUGCCAUUUCCGGUGAAACCGGAAAAGAUAUUCAAUUAUUUUUAUAUUAAAAUUGUUCACAAUUUUCAACCCUAUGAACAAACCGAGUUGCAUAUUUCUAUCUCGAGCCGUUAAGAAAUGCCGCCGUGGGUAGUAGUUUCAUUGUCACCCGGUAAACUGCAAUUUCAAAAAAUCAUAUUAUAAGAUUUGAGCCAUCACACUGUUGCAUGAUCAUACAACUAUCUCUGAAAUGUGAAUGGAUCAUCUGAGAUUGAAAUUUGUUACUCAUUAAUGAUUUUUUUUGACUCCCAAAUGGCGUUUUACCUUCAAUGUUGAAUGUAAAAACCAGAGACUUAUCUUUCUUUAAAAAGAAAUAUCACUAGCAUUGAUAAUCAAGAAAAAAAUAAAUAAAUUAGUGGCUGAAAAUCUUUCUAGAUGUAUCAUCUACGUACUCGCAUAAAUUCGUGACAGUUGAUAACCCUAGGAUGAUUUUUCAUAUUUUUAAAAACAGUCAUAAGCUCGCUCAAGUCGCUGGUUUGCAAAAUAUCCUCUUUGUGCAAUUUGAUUAGGGCCAAAGCUACACGAAAUAAUAUUUUGGAACCUUCAAGGAAUAAACAGUCCCAUAUUCUGAGGACGGUUUCAGUCGGUAGGACAUCAGCAUAAAUGCAAAUAAACCAUUUUGUUGUGCCCAUCGCCCAAGGCAUACCAACAUUUAAUAUGUGCCUUGAAUAUAAGUAUUAUUUAUGGUGUUUUUUAAUUAUUAUUUUCUUACCUAUGGACUAUGGGUUCGCUUUUUUUGACUAGUUCAUUUAAUACUUCUAAAUCGGUCAAUAGCCCAGACAUGGUUCUGAUGUAAUAUUUUGGUAAUAUUUGUUCUACUAAUGUUUUUAGUAACCAAAAUGUUGUCGAUUCGUCUUUGGUUGCUAGCAGAAUUAAACCUAAAAGAGAUGUCUAUGUAUUAAUUUUUUAGUUUUUUUUUUAUGUAGCAAUAUAUUGAGAUUGAGAAACAUUUUUUGGGACAAGUAAAUUCCUAAGGCACUCCGAAAUAUUUUU
Ceutorhynchus assimilis (cabbage seed weevil) is the source of this 2088-nucleotide messenger RNA. The record is from the annotation of a GenBank genome assembly. Lineage: Eukaryota; Metazoa; Arthropoda; Insecta; Coleoptera; Curculionidae.